This is a messenger RNA of Spodoptera frugiperda (fall armyworm), 849 nucleotides long. RefSeq names its product polyadenylate-binding protein 1-A-like. Gene Ontology annotation, cellular component: nucleus. Gene Ontology annotation, molecular function: mRNA binding. Lineage: Eukaryota; Metazoa; Arthropoda; Insecta; Lepidoptera; Noctuidae. The record is from RefSeq and is a predicted model, not a curated record. Bases 1 to 849 code for a protein of 282 amino acids. Gene Ontology annotation, biological process: mRNA export from nucleus. The transcript has a single exon.
AUGGUCAACCAAAUAGAAGUGGGUGCCGGUGUAGGAUGUAAAUUCAAUUCGUCUACAGUGCCUAGUGAUAGCUGUGAAGAAACAAACGAUGGAGUUAUGGAGAGCAUGCCACAAGGAAGACCCUGUGAGGACAUAUCAAAUCCAUCGAAACUGAAUGGACAAGAUCACAAAAUUGCCCCGUCAUCCGGCCCUGCUAAAAUUUUGAUAUCAAAUCUGGACGAUCACAUAUCCGGAUUAGAUAUCCAAGAGCUGUUCUCAGCAUUUGGCAAAACCACAAGUGUAGUUAUGUGUUACAGUAACGGUAGAUCCACAGGAACUGCUGAGGUAGUGUAUGAAAGAGAAGCCGACGCAUUAAAAGCAUGUAGUGAAUAUAAUGGAAAAGCAUUAGAUGGAAGAACCAUGCAUAUACAACUUGCAACUAUAAAAGAAACAAGUGAAGGCAGCUACUACUGUGGAGGCAGUGAACCGGCUAUGACAGAAAGAUCAACCAGUACCACCAAAUUAACCGUGACAAAUCUGAAUGUCCAAGUCUCCGAUUCUAACGUGCAAGAACUGUUCUCCAUAUUCGACAGUUUUGUUAGUUCAGGGAUAAUUUAUGAUGAUAGUGGAAGAUCCACGUGUACGGCCGAAGUUAUUUUUGAUAGGCAAAUCGAUGCGUUAAAAGCAUACGACGCAUUCCACGGGAAAACAUUGGCAGGAAAGACGAUGUUCCUAACAUAUACUGCCCCUGAAAUUCCCAACUUCGGUGUUGGUGAAAGCGGAGGCUAUCAAUGCGGCGGCUACGAUGUUCACCAAACUUCUCAAGUUACGUGGCGCAGUCGACGUUGGUGGAAUAGUUGGCAGCUUUGA